This is a messenger RNA of Hibiscus syriacus, 2188 nucleotides long. RefSeq names its product pentatricopeptide repeat-containing protein At5g44230-like. Gene Ontology annotation, molecular function: RNA binding; zinc ion binding; protein binding. The record is from RefSeq and is a predicted model, not a curated record. Gene Ontology annotation, biological process: RNA modification. Lineage: Eukaryota; Viridiplantae; Streptophyta; Magnoliopsida; Malvales; Malvaceae.
GCUGCUUUCAUUUCAUCCCUUUAUGUACUUCGUACCGUUCAAUUCAUUGAGUUAGAGCUGGAAACUUGGGUUUCAGUAUUUUGAAUUUUGUAAUGGUACAUCUCUCCCGCAAAUUCACUACAAUACCUACAAAUUUUAUCCCGAUACAGUUCUUAAAAUACCAGCAGCAGCAAAUCCCAUCCCAAAGAACCCAACUUUUCACUCCCUUCUCCGAGCUUCAAAACCAACGCAACCUUUUAGAAUCCCAACUCAUUUCUGCUCUCAAUGGCUGCACUUCACUCACCCAAAUCCAACAAAUUCAUGCCCGUAUUCUUCGUAAAGGCCUUGAACAGUGCUGCUAUAUUAUCACCAAACUUGUACGAAGCCUCACCAAAAUAGAAAUCCCCAUGGAUAGUUAUGCCAAGCUUGUUUUUAAUCAGGUUAAGUUUCCAAACCCAUUUCUUUGGACUGCUCUUAUCCGUGGAUAUUGCUUACAGGGCUUGUGGGAAUCGGUUUUUGUGUAUACUAGUAUGAGAAAGGAGAAUACUUUUCCCGUUUCUUUCACAUUUUCUGCUCUUUUUAAGGCUUGCAGUAUGGGUCUUGAUGUUAAUUUGGGCAGGCAAACCCAUGCUCAGACUAUCUUGAUUGGUGGUUUUGAUAAUGAUUUAUAUGUUAAAAAUAGUUUGAUUGAAAUGUAUGUUAAAUUAGGAUUUUUAGAGUGUGGGAGGAAGGUGUUUGAUGAAUUGCCUGAAAGGGAUUUGAUUUCUUGGACAGAAUUAAUUGUUGCAUAUGCUAAGAUUGGGGAUAUGGAAUCUGCAGGGGAAUUGUUUGAUCAGUUGCCUCUGAAGGAUAUGGUGGCAUGGACUGCUAUGGUUACAGGAUAUGCUCAGAAUGCUAAGCCGAGAGAGGCAUUGGAAUUGUUUGAGAGAAUGCAAAAUGAAGGGGUGAAAACAGAUGAGGUUACAUUGGUUGGGGUUAUCUCUGCUUGCGCACAACUUGGUGCUGCAAAGUACUCAAACUGGAUUAGGGGUAUUGUUAAAAAUUUGGGUUGUGAUCCUACUCGUUGUGUUGUAGUGGGAUCGGCUUUGAUUGAUAUGUAUUCAAAGUGUGGGAAUGUAGAGGAUGCAUAUAAGGUUUUUGAUACAAUGGAAGAAAGGAAUGUGUUUUCGUAUAGUUCGAUGAUAUCAGGGUUUGCUAUGCAUGGUUGUGCUUAUGCAGCAUUGGAAUUGUUUCAUGAAAUGGUGAAUAUGGGGAUCAAACCUAACAGAGUUACAUUUAUUGCAGUGCUUACAGCAUGUAGCCAUUCAAGAAUGGUAGAGCAAGGUCGUCAAAUAUUUGCAUCCAUGGAGGAGAAAUUUGGGAUUUCUCCAGGAGUUGAUCAUUAUGCUUGCAUGGUGGAUCUUCUUGGUCGAGCUGGACUCCUGGAAGACGCACUUAAACUUGUAGAAACUAUGCCAAUUGAGCCUAAUGGGGGUGUUUGGGGGGCAUUGCUUGGAUCAUGUCGCACUUAUUCUAAUACCGAUAUCGCCCAAAUUGCUGCAAACCAUUUAUUUGAGCUGGAACCUAAUGCAAUUGGCAACUACAUCUUGCUCUCUAACAUAUAUGCUUCAGCAGGGAGAUGGAAUGAUGUUUCAACAGUGAGGAAAUUGAUGAGAGAGAAAGAUCUGAGAAAAAAUCCUGGGUGUAGCUGGAUGGAAGUGAAGAAGGGUGUCAUUGAGGAGUUCUUUGCCGGGGACAUGACCCAUCCACGGUCUGGUGAGAUGAAGCAUGUGCUUGAGCAUCUUCAAAAUGGGUUAAAAUCUAUCGGGUACGAACCAAACAUGAAUUCUGUUGCUUAUGAUGUGAAUGAUGAAGAAAAGAGACGGAUACUAAUCACUCAUAGCGAGAAACUAGCUCUGGCAUUUGGACUACUCAGUAUAAAUGCUGAUUGCCCCAUUUGGAUUAUGAAGAAUAUAAGGAUAUGUGAAGAUUGCCAUUCAUUUAUGUGUGGUGUAUCUCAAAUAACAGGGAGGGUAAUUAUUAUAAGGGAUAACUUGAGAUUCCAUCAUUUCCAUGAUGGGAAGUGCUCCUGUGGUAACUUUUGGUGAUUUAGUACCAUGAGUCGAUAUAUCUUAGAUACAAAGAAUCAGUGACUUUUUUUUUUUGUAUUCUUUCAAUAUUUCUUGAUAAGCAAAUUUCUCAAUUGAGAUGCACGUUCUUUACAGUGAAA